Messenger RNA from Penicillium bovifimosum, 2118 nucleotides. Its product is annotated as ATP-binding cassette long-chain fatty acid transporter PXA2. Bases 1 to 2118 code for a protein of 705 amino acids. Gene Ontology annotation, molecular function: ABC-type transporter activity; ATP hydrolysis activity; long-chain fatty acid transmembrane transporter activity. The transcript is spliced from 4 exons. Gene Ontology annotation, biological process: peroxisome organization; long-chain fatty acid import into peroxisome; very long-chain fatty acid catabolic process. Gene Ontology annotation, cellular component: peroxisomal membrane. NCBI's taxonomy places the organism in Eukaryota, Fungi, Ascomycota, Eurotiomycetes, Eurotiales, Aspergillaceae. The record is from RefSeq and is a predicted model, not a curated record.
AUGGCCGCCCAGUCCAAACUACUGCCGCCCGAACGCUCCCUCAAACACAUCCUCUCCAGCCUAACGAGCCUCUACCUCCGCAACCGCACCCGCAUCUCACGCGCCGUCUACCUCGCCCUCUUCGCCGCUCUAGCCAAACGAAUCCACAAUGCCAUCUCCGAGCAGAAGGCCGCAUCACAGCAGGUCGAGCUGCGUCGACGACCCGGCACAAGCAGUCUCGGCGAUGAAGAACAGCCGCGCAAGAAGCGCGUCGAGAUCAACCGGGAGUUCUUCAAACACUUGCUCCGCUUGCUGAAGAUCGUCAUUCCCGGGUGGAAGAGCAAGGAGCUGCGGCUGCUUGUUAGUCACAGUGUGUUUCUGGUGUUGAGGACGAUGCUGAGUUUAUAUGUUGCCGAGCUGGAUGGCAGACUUGUUAGCAGCUUGGUGCGCGGGAAAGGGAGGGAUUUCUUGCUCGGUCUUGUCUGGUGGAUGAUUGUGGCUGUCCCGGCUACAUUUACUAAUUCUAUGCUUGCGUAUCAUCAGUGCAAGUUGGCUCUCAGCUACCGGAAGCGACUUACGGAUUAUAUCCAUGAGAAAUAUCUAUCUAAUAUGACAUUCUACGCCAUUUCCGCGUUGGACGAUCGCAUCAAGAAUCCCGACCAGCUUGUCACGGUCGACGUGUCUCGAUUUUCGGAUAGUUUGGCGGAACUAUACUCCAACUUGGCCAAGCCCAUUCUCGACAUGGUUAUCUACAACUACUCGCUUUCUAAGAAUGUUGGAGGUGAAGGGUUAUUCAUUAUGAGUCUGCUGGUGCAGCUUUCAGCCAACGUUAUGCGUAUGCUGACUCCGCCGUUCGGCAAAUAUGUUGCCGAUGAGGCUCGGUUGGAGGGCGAGUUCCGUUUCCUUCACUCGCGGCUUAUCGAUUACAGUGAAGAGGUUGCUCUUUACCAUGGCCAUGAGGCCGAGAAGGAUACUUUGGACAAGGGUUAUUUCACGCUGAUCAAGCAUGUGAAUCGCAUCCUGCGUCGGCGACUCUACCAUGGAUUUAUGGAGGACUUUGUGAUCAAGUACUUCUGGGGAGCGCUUGGCUUGAUCUUGUGUAGUGUACCUGUUUUCUUCAAGGUCCCUGGUCAGGUCGCUCACAGCAUGGGCGAUCACACUGAAAACUUUGUCACGAAUCGUCGAUUGUUGCUUUCCUCCUCAGAUGCUUUUGGUCGAUUGAUGUUCUCUUACAAAGAGAUCUCGGAGUUGGCUGGCCACACUUCGCGUGUCUCUUCUUUACUAGAGGUCAUGGACGAUCUACUUGCUGGAAGAUUUGAAAAGAAGUUGGUAUCUUCCGCUUCAACAGAAGAGAACGCGGAAGUGCUCUCUGGCCGUGGUCAAAUCAUCGAAAGUGACGCAAUCGAGUUCACCGAUGUCCCGAUCGUUUCGCCGAACGGCGAUGUCUUGGUGCGCAAGCUAUCCUUCACCGUCAACCCCGGUGAGCACCUACUCAUCGUCGGGCCCAAUGGAUGUGGCAAAUCAUCUCUCUUCCGAAUCCUGGGCGGGCUCUGGCCGGUCUACGGAGGCACUGUCAGGAAACCUCCAUUCCAGGAUAUUUUCUACAUUCCCCAACGACCAUAUCUAUCCCGCGGUACUCUGCGACAGCAAGUGAUCUACCCGGACGGAGUGCGCGAGAUGCGUGCCAAGGGCAUUACUGACGAUGACCUGUAUGAGAUCCUGUCCGUGGUUGAGAUCCAGUCUGUCGUCAACCGCCCUGGAGGCUGGGACGCAGAGGAAGAAUGGCGCGAUGUGCUGUCCGGUGGCUUGCAGCAGCGUAUCGCUAUGGCCCGACUUUUCUACCACCGACCCAAGUUUGCCAUUUUGGACGAGUGCACCUCUUCUGUGACGUUGGAGAUCGAGAAGGUCAUGUACGAGACUGCCAAGAAACUUGGCACCACCCUCAUGACUGUCUCGCACCGUCGCAGUCUCUGGCAGUAUCACCAGAAGAUCCUCCAGUUUGAUGGACAGGGUGGGUAUAUUUUCACCGGUCUGGACUGGGAGCGACGGUUGAAGUUGGAAGAUGAGAAAGAAGAACUGGACUUGCAGCUCCGGGCUGUCCCGGAGCUCGAACGUCGUGUGGCUGAAUUGACGGCCUAA